This is a messenger RNA of Sus scrofa (pig), 3048 nucleotides long. It is a transcript of the gene TMEM182, whose product is annotated as transmembrane protein 182. Gene Ontology annotation, cellular component: membrane. The record is from RefSeq and is a predicted model, not a curated record. Lineage: Eukaryota; Metazoa; Chordata; Mammalia; Artiodactyla; Suidae.
CUGGGCUGGAGGCCCUCCAGGGGAGAGCAGAGGGAGCUCAGAUCCCCCAGCCGGUGCGAGUGAGAAGCCACCGAAACUUGAGCUAGGAGAGGCUUCUCAAGAAGAUUCUGCCUACUUCGAAAUCUUUAUGCUUUUUUGUUGAGGAGCUAGGUGUCUGCUGUUUUUUUGUUUCCUUAAUUGAUUUCAAGGGAAACCCGUGAAUUGAAAAUGAGACUAAAUAUCGCCAUCUUCUUUGGGGCUCUCUUUGGUGCUUUGGGGGUUUUACUCUUUUUGGUGUCUUUUGGAUCAGAUUAUUGGCUUCUUGUGACUGAAGUGGGGAAGUGCUCAGGUGAACAGAAUAUAGAAAAUGUCACUUUCCACCAUGAAGGAUUCUUCUGGAGAUGUUGGUUUAAUGGAAUUGUAGAAGAGAAUGAUUCCAAUAUCUGGCAGUUCUGGUACACCAAUCAGCCACCAUCCAAGAACUGCACCCACGCUUACCUGUCACCAUAUCCCUUCAUGAGAGGUGAGCACAACGCCACCUCCUACGACUCUGCAGUGAUUUACCGUGGCUUCUGGGCGGUUCUGAUGCUCCUGGGGGUAGUCGCCGUGGUGACUGCGAGCUUUCUGAUCAUCUGUGCAGCCCCCUUUGCCAGCCACUUUCUCUACAAAGUCGGGGGAGGCUCCUAUAUUGCGGCAGGCAUCCUGUUUUCCCUGGUGGUGAUGCUGUAUGUCAUCUGGGUCCAGGCAGUGGCUGACAUGGAAAGCUACAAAAACAUGAGAAUGAAAGACUGCUUGGAUUUCACCCCUUCUGUGCUGUAUGGCUGGUCUUUUUUUCUGGCCCCAGCGGGGAUAUUUUUUUCUUUGCUAGCUGGAUUACUAUUUCUAGUUGUUGGACGGCAUAUUCAGAUACAUCACUAAUCAAGCUGUUGCCGCCAGUAUUUUCUGGAGAGAUUUUAAAAUGGAGAAUUUUUUUUUCAUUUUGCUUCCAUGAUCCUAGCAUAGCAUGAGUUGAUGUAACUUUUUAGAUGUUAUUUGAAUCAACCAUUUUACUUAUGCUUUUCUCUAAUAAGAAAGUUCUAGGAUCUCUCCAGACUCCAGAAUACUUCCAUCUUAAUCUGUGUGCUCUCGAGAACCUAGUUUUUUUUUAGGGAGCAGGUAACAGGGCCUCCCCUUCACUGCACUUGUUAGAGUUUUCAGGUAACAAAGGCCUUUAUAGUAGCAUAAUACCAUCACCAGGGGCAAGACAUGAUUUGAUUUAAACUUCCUUCUUGGCAUUCACUGCUGCUGCUAUUUAAAAAAAAAAAAAAUCUUUGGAGAAUAAUUAAGAACAGAAAACAAAUGUUGUCCAUUUCUUCUCUACACAUAAACAUAUCCAUGUAUGUAUGUACUUACUCCUGUGAGCAGAUUAUUCAUUAUUUAAAAAUAGACAGCAGUUGUUCUUGUAGCAGGAACCACGUGAACUCAUCAGUUAAAAUGGGCCACAACAAAACUAACGUGCACUUAUUCCACUUUCUUACCAGAAUUAGGUUGGUUACCUGAAAUUAUUCACUUAAUCGUACAUGCUUACAUAAAUCUUAAAACUAGAUUUACAAGAAACAAAUCCUUACACCAAAUCACAUAUAAUGCAGAUUGGAUUUCUAUGAACUUAAAGUAGUUUAUGUAAUAUCGUUGAUAAUACAUAAAAUACAUAAAAAACGAACAUCUUUGCUUUGUACAUAAUUCUAUUUGAUAUUUUAAAAUUUCCAUUUAAAAAUUAUAUUGCUAAUAUGUUCAGCAUGUGAACAUUUAUUGAUGAAAUGUGCUUUUAAUAUGCACUCGCUAUAAACUUUCAAAAUACUUCCAGAUGAGGAUGAUGAUAGCCUUGCUUUAUUAAAGACUGAAAUAUUAACUUUCCCCCAAAUCUAUGGGUUGCAAUUCUGAUCAUCUGAUUCCCUUAACUAUUGUCUCUCCAAGUCUUCAUCUUCACAACAGAUUCAUUAACAUUUAGAGAUCGGCUAUUUCCUUUCACCUUUUGGAAGAAAACUUACGGGGAUGGAAAUGAUUCUUUAUUAUUUCCUAGAGUAGACAUUUUGCAUAUCAAAGAUGUUUGUUUGGCUCUAAUUUUGAUUGAAAUCAAAUCCAUCUGAAAAGCCUCCUUGAUGGGGGAGUCGUGUUAGGGAACAGAGACCCCAGUGGUGUGCAGACUGUUCCACGCACAGUGGUUUUACUCCGCAGCUGUGGUGAACACCUAAGGCCUGGCUCAGAGGCACAUUAAAGGGUGAGCACCCAGAAGCCUCUGUGGGUGGAGGUUCUGCUGCUUUCAUCCCCAGGUCCUGUGAUGGGGAGCUUGGCCGACUCUUUUCUGCACACCUUGUAUUUCUCCUUAACCCUUGUCUCAGUGGGAGGGCACCCUGGAGGGAAAGCGGAAAUCUGAGGAAUCUGCACAUCACCAGGGCAUUUUAGGGGUCAGUGACUAGACUUGUCUUUUUUUUUUUUUUUUUUUAAAGAGCUUCAGGGGCUUAAGUAGUUUCUCAAGCAUUUCAAUUUUAUCAUAAAUGUUUUCAUCAUAUUUUCCUUUGUCUUUUUCUGUUUCAUUUUUAUAUUGCUUGAUCUGUGUCUUGGCUUUUGGCUUGAUUAUUAGAAAAAUAAUUUUGUGUUCUGUUAUGCAUAUUGACUGUGAUAUUAAGUUGUGCAUGCCAUGAUGUUUUCCAGACAAUGCUUGAUGUAUUUGAUUAGUUCAUGUCAUCUGUAAAUACAAUUCCUUUUUUGUAGAACUUUGGAAUGGAGCCUUCUUCUAGUGUAUUAUAUGUCAUUUAAAUCUCACAGGCAAGCUGCUUUUAGUAAAAGUUUGAAUAUUUGUAGUUUUCAGAUGGUUAAUCUUCCUUUUUAAUACUGAUGUGACUACCAUAUAUUUAUCUGGAGGGAAUUGAUGGAAUAUCUGAUGUACAAGACACUGUUACACAGAUCCACACUUGGGAAGUAUUUCACGUUAAUUCAAAACACACUUCCUAUCUGUUAGACCAGUAAUCCACGGAAGAAAGGAAGGUGAGUUGUGUUUCUAUGUCAGUGAAUAAAGCAGACUUCAAAGCA